CUUCCUGCCUCCUACUUCGCCUACCGCAAGCAGCAGCACAGGUGGAGCUGCGGCCCCGUGCAGCUCUGGAGGCGCUCAAGCGCCGCCAUCUGGGCCUCUAAACUCCCCUUCCUACGCAAGGUGGAGCUCAACUUCCUGACCUUCUUCCUGCGAAAGGUCGCCUGCCACAUGGUGGCCCUUCUCUUCUUCUGCACGCUCGUCCCUCUGUCCAUAUUCACGCCAGAGGUCUCCAUCCCGCUGUGGGCUUUGGUCCAUCUACCCGUGAGCGUCACCGUUACGACAGCAAUCUUCUCCCCAAAGGAGUGGUACUACGUUGUCGUUAUGGUGCUGUUCGAGAACGCCAUGAGCAUAGUGAAGCUUUGGGCUGUUGUGAACGGUGCCUUCGAUCUGCAGCGCGCCAACGAGUGGGUGGUGACCUCAAAGAAGGGAAGCGGCGGCAGCGACAAGCUGAAGCGCCUGAAGGCGAUCUACUCGACGUGCCGUGCGUACACAUCCGAGAUGCUCAUGGGCAUCUUCACACUGAGCGCCGGCGUCUUUGCCAUCUUCUACGUGCACCGCAUAACUUUCUCCAUCUUCCUGUUGCUUCAAGGCUUCGUAUUCAUCGCCUUUGGCCUCAACUUGGUCGACGGCGGCAACAUCCUGGGGAGGCCCCUGAGGUGUUGGGGCGCCUGCUGCGGAUGGAGGCACAAGGGCGAGAAGACGAAGGGGAAGGAAGUUGCGGACGGG
Molecule: messenger RNA, 726 nt
Organism: Ostreobium quekettii
Lineage: Eukaryota; Viridiplantae; Chlorophyta; Ulvophyceae; Bryopsidales; Ostreobiaceae
Source: the annotation of a GenBank genome assembly